UAAUUUUUUUUUUUGGCAUACCUUAUCAAAACCCAGUAUGGCCUGCAUAUCAGAUCAUUGGGAUUUUGCUUAACAUUAUGAAUUCUGUUGGUUAAUUGCGCUAUUUAAAAACAAAAACAAAAAACGAGUAAUUUAUCUAAAGGAAACUGAAUAUAUAAAAUUCAGUUGGAGCCUAUUAAAGUUAGAGUUAAGUAGCGUUUAGGCUCUAAUCGGAUAUUCUUAUAUUCGUAAAGACACCAACGUAAUGAUGGCCAUCUACACAUCUAAACUCUAUACCUUUAUAUAGGCCUUUCGAGUAAAGUCUAUUUCAAGCUGCUUUGCGCGCAGCUUUAAAUUUCACUCGAAGUUCAAGUGUUUCACGAGUUUCGUGUUUGCUUACUUACAUUUCAUAGGUUACCACAGUUGGGAAAAAAUAGCUCAGAACGAAAAGACUAUGAAUAACAACUUAAAUAACCUUCUGUGACUAAAGGCCACUCUGAAUUAGUUAUCCAUCAUGAGGCUGAUUCUGCCUGCUGUAAUCACUGUCGCUUUGCUCUUGGUUUCAUCUCGUCUCAUCCAAGGGCAAAAGGCUAGUUAUGUGUACGUAGGCUGCUUCUACGAUUCUAGUGCCAGACCCCUACCGGUCAUCGUGAGUAACUUACGUGACGCCAUCGACUGGAAGAACCAUUCCAAGACGGUUGAUACCUGCGCUGCACAAGUAAAAACCCGUGGUUUCCAGUACUUCGCGAUCCAGUUUUACGGGGAGUGUUGGAGCGGAAAGGAUGCUGGGACGACUUUUGCAAAUGUUGGUCCUGCAAGCGAAACCAAGUGUAAAGAUGGCGUCGGAACAUCGUGGGUUAAUGCUGUCUACAAGAUCGUUAACCUACCUGCAUGCUCUUCUGGGAUGCUUUUUACACCCAAAGCAAGCAGUGGCUUUUUUCUGGAAUCAACGUGGUGCUCCAGCAAGAACGAUACGUCACCAUGGUUGGAGAUGAUCUUUAACGGUCCAACAAGAAUUACAGGGAUUGGCAUUCAGGGUAAAUACCCUAACCACUGGGUGACUACAUUCAUCUUGGAAUACUCGGAGGACGGAAGCUUCUAUAUUCCAUACCGCGAGAGAGGCCUUAUCAGGACCUUCACUGGCAACACCAAUUGGUACGACUUGCAGCUUCAGGGGCUUGUUAAUCCCACCGAAGGACAAACCUUUCGUCUCGUUCCCAAAACAUGGCAACCGUCUCAUAGCAGCGCCUGCGCGCGCAUCCGACUUUAUGGUUGCUAGGGUGUUGUCUCACUAAUGAGGAAUCCAAUAAGGAAUCCAGUGAAUAAAGGGUAAAUACUAAGGGUGGUGGUGUCCGUUCCAUUAGGGUCUCUCUUUAAUAACUGUCCGAUUAGCAGAGGGUGUCCGUUUUACGAAGGGUAUUAGAGACCUUUAGAUCCGACGAAGAGUAUGAGAACGAGUACGCGAGUGUUUAACUUUUAAAGAGAGGCACUAUCUUUUUGUAGUCGUGAUCGAGUACGUAGAUCGAAACUUUAGAUUGUAAAAAAUCGGGAAUCAACUACGAUUUAGUGUUACCCACGUGCACAGGACUCGUACUCGUACUCGUCGUCGUAUCUAAAGGUCGCUAAUAUCUUACCAAAGGCUGUUUUUAAGAUAGACGGGUACCUUUAGUAAAGACUGCCCGAUUAAUAAAGGGUGUAGGUGACCGGUUUAUGAGGGUUCCGAAUUCUAAUAAUUUUUAUUUGUUAUUGCAACUAACAUCCUGCUAGAGUUCAAUUGUUUCAUUGGUGCUAUUUUGUACUAAUUAGUAUUAUUUCACGAAUAUAUGGUUUGCACUGUACUGUCUGAUGUCUGAUCACUUGAUAGCAAUCCUGAAAGCCUGGACACACUAUGUACUUGUUGUUUGCCAUGACUACACGCCUGGACAUUAAAUAAUGAUGAUUAGAAAUGUCAUGUACUGAA
This is a messenger RNA of Actinia tenebrosa (Australian red waratah sea anemone), 1939 nucleotides long. RefSeq lists its product as uncharacterized. The record is from RefSeq and is a predicted model, not a curated record. Lineage: Eukaryota; Metazoa; Cnidaria; Anthozoa; Actiniaria; Actiniidae.